This is a messenger RNA of Telopea speciosissima, 823 nucleotides long. RefSeq names its product zinc finger protein 8-like. The record is from RefSeq and is a predicted model, not a curated record. Gene Ontology annotation, biological process: trichome morphogenesis; response to gibberellin; trichome differentiation. NCBI's taxonomy places the organism in Eukaryota, Viridiplantae, Streptophyta, Magnoliopsida, Proteales, Proteaceae. Gene Ontology annotation, molecular function: DNA-binding transcription factor activity. Bases 58 to 795 code for a protein of 245 amino acids. The transcript has 2 exons.
CUCUCUCUCUCUCUCUCUCUCUCUCUCUCUCUCUCUCUCUCUCUCUCUCUCUCUCUCAUGGAGAAGGCAGAAAGAGAAACUCAUGACUUCAUGAACGUCGACUCCUUCUCUCAACUUCCCUUCAUACGACCUGCUCCAGUUAAAGAAAAGGGCAUUCGUCUCUUCGGCAUCGAAUUCGGUGGCGACGACGAGUCCGAUUCCGUCGAAACAACCGCAACCGAUGAAGCGAAAGACAACGAAAACAACAACAACACCAGCGACAGUACUGGUCGCAAAUUCGAGUGUCAUUACUGCUGUCGUAACUUCCCCACAUCACAAGCUCUCGGUGGUCACCAAAACGCACACAAACGUGAACGGCAACACGCCAAACGCGCUCACCUUCAGUCAACCAUGGCACUCAAUUCCAUCACCGAAGGUCAUAUGUACGGCCUCGUUAAUUACCGACCGCCGACACUUGCUUACCCUUCUUGGAACAAUAAUACUAGUUUCAACUCACACAUGAUGAUGGGUACUAGUAACAACACUACAGCUGCUACUAGAUUCUAUAGAAGUCAUGCCGGACUUCAACAACAUCAACCACCGAUUAAUGGUAGCCCUUUAGCCAUGUGGAGAUCAAUCCCAGCAGUUCAAAGUACACCAACUUGUGACAGAGACCGGCUUUUGUUGCCGUUGUUCGCCGGCGACGAUGACUCAAAGACAACAAACAUGGGAGGGCCUAGUUCACACGACCUACAAGUGUUUGAGAACAAGAAGCCAAACGUACAUGACCAUGUGAGUUUGGAUCUGCACCUGUAAUUUUGUUUUUCCUCUUUUAAUCCCCCCA